This is a messenger RNA of Meira miltonrushii, 585 nucleotides long. RefSeq names its product ribosome recycling factor. Gene Ontology annotation, molecular function: ribosomal large subunit binding. The transcript has a single exon. Gene Ontology annotation, biological process: translation. Bases 1 to 585 code for a protein of 194 amino acids. Gene Ontology annotation, cellular component: mitochondrion. Lineage: Eukaryota; Fungi; Basidiomycota; Exobasidiomycetes; Exobasidiales; Brachybasidiaceae. The record is from RefSeq and is a predicted model, not a curated record.
AUGCGACGUGCUUUCCAAAGAUGUAAGGAAACUAUUACAAGGAUGGUAGGUAGCCAUGGAAGGGCCGAUCCUUCAAUCUUGGAUGGUGUUCAAGUCUCAUUGCCAAACGCUAAUCCAACAGAAGGUCCAACUAAAUCCCGAUUACAGGAAGGACCAAGCUACAAUAUCAGAGAAUUUGCAACUAUCGGAACACGAGAUGGUUCGUUGAUUGUGACUUGCUUUGAUCCUUCAACUGUCAAGCAUGUCGAGCGAGCAAUUUAUACGGCUGAGCUAGGGCUAUCACCUCAAAGGUUGACAGGCGAAGAUGAAGAAGGAGUAUUAAACAUUCCCAUUCCUAGACCCACUUCGGAAACACGGGCUCAACUAAGCAAAGAUAUAAGCAAGAUCUGCGAAAAUGCCCGAGUAUCAAUCCGAACAGCCAGACAUUUAGCACAAAAACAAAUUCGUAGCGAUGAAAAGCGAAAAGUGAUCGGAGCAGAUGAGGCCAGAACAGAGAUGAAAGGUAUCGAUGAGGAAACUAAGAAACAAACUGCUGAAGUGGACAAGUUGUACGAACAAAUGAAAGCACGCAUCGAACAAAAUUAA